UAAUUGCUGGAUCUGCACGUGAGGCGCGGUACACGAAGACGACAUGGAGGGGUGAGUGCGCGUGUGCGUGCGUGAGGCUUUCCAGUUGGAUGCGGAGAGCUGUAUCACCAGUGGGCGGCAGACCUCAGGCCGUUUUGUGCUGAAUUCACCACAGGGACGAGGGAAAAUGGCAACUUUGCAGCUGCUGCUAACCCCAACCCCCUGCCUUAUAGGACAGACAGCUACACGCGUUGGUCCACGAUGGAGCUAAGGAUACGUGGAAAUAAUGAGAGAGAUCGGAGUGAGAUUUGUUUAAAAAAAGAAAGAGAAAACCUUGGAAUUUGUUUGUAGCAUUUCGCGUGCUCUCUCAGCAUCAGCAGCAGACUGUUGUUGGAUUUCCUGACUGACAUAAUAGGGUACAGCAAAAACCAUUCACGUCAUAUUAUUAAUAUUUGUACCUCAAGACUUGCAUUGCUACGUAUUCCAUACGGCACAGAAGAGGCGACGAAGAGGCAGAUAAUUUGACAAUUUUCUCAUUUAACGGUUUGGCUGAAGGGGAAGGAAAAUGAGCGAGCAGAGCAUCUGCCAGGCCCGUGCCUCCGUCAUGGUUUAUGACGACAGCAGCAAGAAGUGGGUGCCAAUCAAGCCUGGCCAGCAGGGCUUCAGCCGCAUCAACAUCUACCACAACACUGCCAAUAACAGCUUCCGUGUGGUGGGCGUUAAGCUGCAGGACCAGCAGGUGGUCAUCAAUUACUCCAUAGUCAAAGGCCUCAAGUACAACCAGGCCACACCCACCUUUCAUCAGUGGCGUGAUGCCAGGCAGGUGUAUGGCUUCAACUUCGCCAGCAAGGAGGAGGCCACCACCUUCUCCAACGCCAUGCUCUUUGCCCUCAAUGUGCUGAGCUCCCAGGAUGGAGGCCAAGCUGUACAGCACCAGACCCAGAACGGACCUACUACUGAUGACCUGGAAGUGCAGAGAAGGCAGCUCAUGGAGCAGCAACAGGUGCAGGCACAGGCAGAGAGGGAGCGAUGGCCAUCUAAUUCAGGUCCAACUGUCCUGUCAGGCCAUGUCCCUGUGCUGUCCAUUGCCCCUCCAAUGGCUAUGCCAGUUGGUCUUCCAGCCCCUAUGUGUGCUGGAGCACCCCCACCUCCACCACCACCCCCAGGCCCACCUCCAGCCUUCACUGGUGCACCACCCCCCCCCCCUCCGCUGCCGGCCGGGGGAGGGAUGGGGAGGCAGGUGGAACAGACCCAUGCAGUCUCAGGACUGGCUGCUGCAAUUGCUGGAGCCAAACUACGCAGGGUGCAGAGACCCGAGGACAGCUCCACAGGGUCCAAAAACGAUGCCAAUCGCACCAGUGGGGGUCUGAUGGAGGAGAUGCAUGCACUUCUGGCACGGCGAAGGAAAGUGACAGAGAGAGAGGAGGACGGGCAAAACGAGGACCCCAGCAUGUCCCCCUCACCUGUCACACGUGGCUCUGGACAGCAAAAUGCCACAGAUGCUGUGAAGAGGCCCUGGGAUCGAGCCAAUUCCGCAGACAGGUCAAUGGCAUCAAGGGUAAGGCCAGCUGGGAGCAGCAGCGACACUGAUGCCUUAGAUUUUGACAGAAUGAAGCAGGAAAUCUUGGAGGAGGUGGUACGGGAAUUGCACAAAGUGAAGGAUGAAAUCAUAGUUGCCAUCAAAAAAGAACUGAGUAGAAUUAGCAUGACAUAAUCUUUGACAGUGACACUGCAGGAACUACUGAGGUUCUGACAGGGGGAAGGGUGCCCAGCUAACAGAAGAAAUAAAUGUAGUAAUUUCUUAAUAUUGCUCAGAUGUGGAGGCAGGGUGGUGAGUUUACUAAGAUCUUAAAGAAAUGUUGUGAUAUUGUGAUGAUGUAAGUGGCUGGGAGAUGAGGAAGAAGCACAAGGGAGGGGGGUAGUGAGGUGGAGUCAGAAGAGCUGAUCAGAAGACAAUAGGGGCAGAGGAAUUGUGGCAUUGUGGUUCAUUUUUUAUUUAUUAUUUCCAGAGAUGGCCCAGAUAGCUGUAUGAAAAAUGUCUGAAUGAGGUUAAUGCUGAAUAUACGUUUUUCCUUUUUUAUUUUUAUUUUUUACCAUUAUUUAUAUAUUAUUAUUUCUAAGCAAAUGUUGCACUUCAUUUCUGUCAGCCUUUUAUAUUUAACAUUGGU
Megalops cyprinoides (Indo-Pacific tarpon) is the source of this 2147-nucleotide messenger RNA. RefSeq names its product ena/VASP-like protein. Gene Ontology annotation, molecular function: SH3 domain binding; profilin binding; actin binding. The coding region runs from base 545 to 1693 and encodes 382 amino acids. Gene Ontology annotation, cellular component: cytoskeleton. The transcript is spliced from 13 exons. The record is from RefSeq and is a predicted model, not a curated record. NCBI's taxonomy places the organism in Eukaryota, Metazoa, Chordata, Actinopteri, Elopiformes, Megalopidae. Gene Ontology annotation, biological process: actin polymerization or depolymerization; protein homotetramerization; positive regulation of actin filament polymerization.